GCCGCCUACAUGCACUAGACUACUCAUCCUCAGCAUCCUCGGUAUCACGAUCACACUAUACCCUACCUCUUCUGACCUCUGUUGCUUGCCUCACCAUGCCGACACACGGCAAGGAGGCCAAGAAGGUCAAGAGCUGGCUCGCUCACGCCGACGAUGGGCAGGAAGACCCCUACGACUCAGACGCAGACGAGAUGGCGCCUUCUCACUCUCGAGGUGACGCUCAAACAAGAGGCCUCCCCGACCCGAACGAUGAUUGGGAAGAUUUUGUGGAGCAAGCAAGAAAGAGAGCCCUGCUAUCAAGUGCAAGGGUCAGGGAAGAGACGUGGACGGAGAUCACGGAAGUCGUUACAGCAAAUGACGAGGGAGAAGACUGUUUCGCGCCUACGUCUGCGCAGAGGGGCGAUCUCGUCCGCCUAGCAUUGCAGACACAGCCGCGCUAUAGUGAUCGUCCUUCACGCCUACUAGUGCUACAAACGCUCUCGCUCAUUCUCCGGCAAGAUGAAGCUGCCAUGCCAGAAGGCUCCCAGCCCGCCACCUCACUCGCUGUCAAGACUGCAGUUGCUCUGCUUCACAAGGAGACCGAACGCGUGUGCAGAGUGGGUCCAGCAGGCAACUACGCGACUGCGCUCAGUCUCAGAAUAUCGCUCUUUGCUUUCAUCUGCUGCGUCUUCUCAGUAUGCGCUAGAGUGAAGGGCACCGCAUCGCCUGUGUGGGGACCUCUCGUGCAGAUGACAGCGCUGUCUUUCGACGCCAUAGCUGGCGAAGAGGAGACUCAGAAGAGGAAACCUGGUACAAGGAAUGCUCUCGUGUUGGCGAGGAGGACCAUUCGGCAAGCUCACGAAGUCAUUCCGGCCAUCAUUGAGACCAUUACGUCUGCCCCAGCUUCUGCAUCGUCUCUCCGCAUGACUCCCUUGCUUGGUCUGGUCUGCGACGUCGCUCUUCGCCUACGGGCGGGUUCUGAACAGAAAAAGGGCGCUCAAGACGGCGUAGGCAGGAGCUACCUACGCUCCAACCGAGAGAAGAUACUCGGUUUCUACAAUACUCAUGUGCUGCCCUCGAAGCAAGCUGUCCCAGCCCACAUCUGUCUCGCCCUUCGGGAUUUCAUCGGCGAGGAAGUGACAGAAGAUGAUGUCGUCACAAAGAUCCGGCCGACUAUGGAGAAGCUGCUCAUAAGAUCGCCAGAAGUCUCGUUGCCCAUCGAAUCUCACUUCUUCGAAUGCUACGCAGGAGAUGUCGGCCCUCACUUCCAAGCACUUCUACCUGGUAUUAUCUCGUCAUCAAAGUCUUCGGUAGCGACCACUCGAGCAAAGGCCGUAUCCGUCGUUGGGACGCUGGCGUCACGAUCGCGGUCAGCUGGGCCCAAUAAGGCUGUUGCCGACGAGCUGCUUGCCUUGAUCAAGUCUGGCAAGACGAGCUCAGCUGACCAGCGAGCAGCUCUGUACGAGAUGCUCGCUGUCCUUCCGUCGAUGGAUUCGGAGCAGAGCCUUUCGGUGGCAGAAACGAUCGCUGGCUUACUGACGAAGGAGGCAACGAGCGAAGUCACUUUGAGGCAAGCUCUGGCUGCCUUGCUGAAGUACUUGGGCGCCGCUCUGUCCAGCACAGCAGAGGCUCCAGCUGCAAAAUUGCAGACGAUAGGCCAGGCUUUGAGCAAAGAGAUGCAGAAUAGCAAGGUCCCCAUCAGAAAGCUUGCUUGUGCCUCCAUUGGAGAAGCAGUGUGGAGCUGGGAGGCAAGUGGAGGUCAGAGCGCUGCAGCAUUGGCUGAUGCAAUGCUGCCUGCAUUCGAGCUCAAUCUGAAGAACGCUAGUACCAAUACUUUGACAAGUCCAGCAGGACCUCUCGAGGGCUAUGUUGCGGUUGCUUUGGUAGAAGGGCCUCUCUUCGGCUCGUCGAAAGUGCAGACUCUGGUCUCACAGAAUGCUACGCUGCAGGCUCUCCUUGCUAGCGACCCGAAGCCAUCCUUCCUACUCUCCGACAAAGUGCAUCGCAAGUUCAGCUCCGAGGAGGAAGAACUCUGGCUGGCCAGAGCGCUGCAAAGCUGUGUCCUGCGGAGAUAUACUCAGAUCGAGAAAGAUCAGGCUGCCGCAACUGCAAUCUCUCACGCUUUUGCUCAAGUUGGCCUACUUAGCCGGAAUCACAAGAUUGGGCGGGAGAUCCAAUCGGUAGUUGCAGCAUGCGCUCGUGCCCAGCCUCUCUUCACGAGCAGCCUUGUACAGACAGCCGUCUUGGGCUGGGCAGAAGGGUCGGCGGGCGUUAGUGUAAUCACUAACGACGAUGAGCUCCCACGCGAUAUGAGCAAGCCUAUCAAAAACCUACUGAUGGCAGCGGUGACACUAGAAGAGACUGCCGAUCCUUCAGUAAAAGCCUCAGUCCUUGAGCGCUUGCUCAUCUGCGCCCAUCUUCCUCAGCUCAAAGAUACCAGAAGAACAACCUUCGAGCUCCUCUGCAAGCAGGCAAAGGUGCAGGCGCGAGCUGCAAUCGAGGCUUCUCUCCCCGAUCUGCUCCGGACAUGUCGAACGGCAUUGUCGAAUGCGAAGCUCCAACCUGCGGCUCUGGCGAGUCUGUCGACGCUCAGCACUCUUGCCCCCGAGUCAGCCAUUGCAGAACUCGUGGGUGAUGUCGAGUCCCUCGUUCGACCCGAUCAGCUUCGUACAGUUACUUCCGACGAUCUGGGCAUCCUCGCCACGCCGGCCGACACGACAUACAUCGAUGUACUAGCAGAUGGGAAAGAUUCGACCGCCAAUGUCGACAAGAAUCGAAAGGACGCAAAGAUAGAGCAAUGGGAGGCCGAGCUGCGAGCCGAUCUGGCCAAGAAGAAAGCCGCUCAGACCAAGACCCUCACCAAGGAGGAAAAAGCAAAGGUUGACGCUCAGCUCAAGGUCGAGGCAUCAAGGAGAGCUGAAGUCGCGUUGCUGCAGACCGAUCUGAAGACAGCCAUGCAGAUCAUCGACUCUCUGGUCGUCGCUCGCUCAGAAGAGCUCGACUCCUACCUUCCUUCACUUGUCCGUCUUGUGAGAGAGGUGCUAGAAUGUCCUCAAGCCCGUCAACUUGCCGAACAACAAGUUUUGUCUGCCUUUACAGCGCUUUGCUCAUGUUCCUCGCCGCGUUUGGCAGAGUACAAGCUGUUCUUGAGGAUCGUCCUGCUGCGGACCAUCUCUGAUGACCUCGUCUCGGAGGAUUUCACAAUGGAGUCUCUGCGUGACCAGACGCUACGGAUUCUAUACCGCCUGCGAUCUUUGUCCGAGCAAGAGCCUCUUGACCUGGCUUCACUUGCAGUCAUCAUGCCAUUCCUCACCCUCGUCAUCUCUCGAGGUGGAAUCGAGGUUAGCGCACAAGACGAUCCCGAUGGCGUAUUGGAGCAGAUGCAAUUGGCCAUGGAUGUCAUUGACUUCCAUGCUGGUUCCUGUGAAGACGUUCGCUUCCCUCGUGGGGAGAUGAUCCACGAUCUGGUCACCAUCGUUGCUAAGCACUCCAAGCUGGCCCGCGAUGCUGUGGGAGUUUUGCGGUCUUUGGGAGAAGCAAUGAAGGACUCAGCUCUUCCGGCUGAGAUCGACUCUCUGCUGAAGCAUGUCCUCGCACAGGAGACGUAUGUGAGAUUGGGGGCUCUACAGGCUAUUCAGUCGCUCGACUUGACCGAACUGGAUUACAGCCCCGAGCUUUGGCUCGCUUGCCACGAUCCCAACGACUCCGAAAACGCUCGAUUGGCCUUCAAGGCUUGGGAGGAGAACGGCCUGGAUCUGCCUCCUGUCGGACUCUCUGCUUCCCUCCUGCCAUACCUGGAAGACAGUCGAGCCUACGUCCGCCGAGCCGCUGGUCGCGCAUUUGCAGGUGGUGUUGCUGCGCACCCUGAAACUCUGGUCGAGGUUUUGCAAGACCUGUACAGCUUGUACAGAAAGCGAAAUGAGGUGCUUGUGCCAGAGUACGAUCAAUUCGGCAUGAUCAUCGAGAGCACGCGGAACCGACAGGAUCCCUGGCAUAUUCGCUCUGCCAUUGCUCAAACCUUCAGCGACCUUGCGGAGCUACUUCAGCCCACCGAUCUCGAGCCUUUCUUCGAGUUCCUCAUCAAGGACGAAGCUCUGGGAGACCGAGAAGACGCUGUUCGCCAAUACAUGCUUGAUGCCGGGUCUUCAGUCGUCGAUCUACACGGCAAGGAGAGGCUGAGCGCUCUCAUUCAGCGCUUUGAGUCUUUCCUCGCAUCGCCACCUCCUCCAAGUGAGGCUCUGGACGGUGUGCUCGAGGCUGUGGUGAUCCUGCUAGGUCGAUUGGCCCGUCACCUGGCGUCCGAUGACAAGCGUAUCUCCUCCAUUGUGGAGCGUCUCCUCGAUGCUCUGAAGACUCCAUCCGAAAUGGUGCAAAUCGCAGUCGCUGACUGUCUGCCCGCUCUAGUCCCCGCCAUCAAGGACGACGUGCCUCGUCUCGUCGAGAGACUGUUCAAUGAGCUGCUUCUAGGCGCCAAGUAUGCCGAGCGCCGUGGAGCUGCCUAUGGUCUGGCAGGUAUGAUCAAAGGCCGUGGUAUCUCUGCUAUUGCCGAGUUCAGGGUCAUGCCCCGUCUGGCCCAAGCCGUCGAGGACAAGAGCAGCGUAAACGCGCGACAGAGUGGUGUGGAAUGCUACGGUAUCCUGGCUGCUACCCUCCGGCGUCUCUUCGAGCCCUACAUCAUCGAAGGAGGUGUCAUCCCUCAGCUGGUCACAGCAUUCGGUGAUACUAAAGCUGAAGUGAGAGAGGCAACUGAAGAGACUGCAAAGGUCAUCAUGCAGCACGUGUCCGCCUACUGCGCCAAGCUGAUGAUGCCCACCCUGCUAGAAGGGCUGGAGGAGAAGCAAUGGCGAACCAAGAAGGGCGCGAUCGAACUGCUGGGUGCUUACUCGUCUGCAGCGCCCAACCAGCUGGCUGCCGCUCUGCCCACUGUCAUCCCGAGGCUGUCUGGUGUCCUAUCGGAUGCCCAUCCCCAGGUGAGGGCUGCUGGUAACCGCUCACUCAAGCAAUUUGGUAUGGUCAUGAAGAACCCAGAGGUCAAGACCAUGGUGCCAACACUUCUUGCAGCACUGGUCGAUCCAACUUCAAAGACGGCUCCUGCGCUUCACAAGCUCCUCUCUCAGACCUUUGCUCAUUACCUCGAUGCUCCGUCAUUGGCUCUGGUCGUGCCCAUCGUCGAUCGUGGUCUCCGAGACCGAUCUGCUCAAGUUCAGAGAGAUGGUGCCAAGAUUACUGGUAAUCUGGCAAGUCUGACGGAUGCAAAGGACUUAAGAGGUCACUUGGCCCGACUCAUGCCGCUCAUUCGCAAUGUCCUUGUUUCUCCUGUGCCUGAGACACGAGCAGAGGCUGCCCGCGCUUUGGGUGUGCUGGUUGAGCGUCUUGGUGAGGUGCAAUUCCCGGACUUGGUGCCCUCGCUCAUGGCGCAGCUGCGUGGCGCGAACGUUACUGGUGUCGAUCGUCAAGGUGCUGCACAGGGUCUGUCGGAAGUGCUCGCCGCGCUUGGUAUGGACCGAUUGGAAGCUCUGCUGCCUUCCGUCUUGGACGCUACUUCCAGCCCGCUGGCUCAUGUUCGAGAGGGUGGUAUCGCCUUGCUCAUCUAUCUGCCAGGCACCUUCGGUACGGUCCGAUUCGGUCCAUACGUCAGUCGAAUCGUUACCCCUAUCCUCAAUGGUCUCGCCGACACUAGCGACAGUGUUCGUGACAUGUCCAUGAGGGCGGGUCGAAUGAUCAUCGGAAGCUUCUCCACCGCUGCUGUUGAUCUGCUGCUGCCAGAGCUGGAGGCCGGUAUGUUCGACGAUACUCCUCGUAUCAGGGUAUCUAGCUUGCAGCUCUGCUCUGAGCUGCUCUUCAGGCUCAGUGGUAUCUCGGGCAAAAACACACUCGAGGGCGAUGAUGCCGAUGCUGAAGGCGGUGCUGCUCCUGAGGAAAGCAUUGUGGUCAGUAACUCGGUGCAAGCAAGACUUAAGCAUGCUCUCGGCGAGGAGAGGUUCAGCAGGACGAUGGCUACAGUCUUCUGCUUGCGUCAGGACCCCGCCUUCAAUGUACGAGACGCUGCUGCUAGCACUUGGAAGGCGAUCAUUGUCAACACUGCCAAGACCAUUCGUGAGCUUCUUACGAUGAUCAUCGAUCUGGUCAUUCGCGCCCUAAGCACGGACGGAGAGGAUCAGAGAGAGAUUGCCUCUCGCACACUCGGAGAGCUUACGAGGAAGCUUGGUGGGUCAGUCCUCGAGUCCAUCGUACCACUGCUGCAGGAACGUGGAACCGAUGCUGGCUCCUCUGCAUCUGUGCGAGCUGGUGUCAUGUUGGCUGUUGAGAGCUUGCUAGAAAAUGCCACAGAUGUGCAGCUGGAGGACCAUCAAGAUGCGCUCAUUGGCGCUGUCCGACACGGGCUGGUGGACCGUUCACCGGUCGUGCGUCAAGCUGCUGCGUCUGCAUUCGACGCUCUGCAAGAUUCGGUCGGUCAGAAGGCCAUUGAAGCUAUCAUCCCUACUCUGCUUGGUGCACUGCAACACAGAGGUGACAGUGGCGCAGACGAGUCUCUGGCAGAUACUUCUCUCGCUGCUCUACGAGAAGUCAUGAAGAACAAGGCAGACGUGGUCUUCCCUGCUUCUCUACCUACACUUCUGGUGCAGCCUAUUUCCGCUUUCAACGCUCGAGCACUGGGAGACUUGGUUGGCGUCGCCGGCAAUGCCAUCAACCGCAAAGUGGGCACCAUCCUCAGCGCUCUCUCGCUCGCUCUGGAAAAAGAAGACGAUGAAGAGGUGCUGGAGGCCAUCAAUGAGUCUAUCGAGAACGUUCUGACUGCUGUGAGAUCCUUCGAGGCUCUCCAUCAGCUCAUGAUGUUCCUCCUCGGGUGGGCUGGAGAUGUCGAGAAAGAUCGUCGCAAGAUUCUGCACGCUUGCCGCUUCUACACCACCUUUGCCACGAAUCUGGCAGAGCGCGGUGGUGGGCGUGCUAUGGAAGACUACAAUGCGGAUUGGCUGAGGCGUCUGGUGUCACUGCUCGACAACCGUGAUUCUGUCAUUGUGGAUGCAGCCUUGCCAGCUCUUGCGGCUUGCGUUGAGACGAUGGAAGAUCCUGAAGAGCUCGUCGUCUCCCUUCGUCACGCCCUGUCGAGCUUGCCCGGCGAGGUAGCCGGCCUAGCAAAGAAGGAAGGGUUCGGCAGCUGCUCUGCCGUCUUCUUGGCGGGUCUGAUGAGCGGAACGGGAGAGCAGAAGGAGCAAGCUGCCAUCGGUCUGGGUAUCCUGGUGGAGAAGGCCGAUCCCGUCGCCAUCAAGCCGUUCGUGACUACUGGUCUCGCUGGCCCACUCAUCCGAGCCUGCGGAGAGCGACAUGCAGCCGCUGUCAAGGCUGCAAUCCUAUCGACGCUCGACAUCUGCCUCAAGAGGAUUCCUCAGCAUCUCAAGCCUUUCUACCCUCAGCUUUCGCGAUCUUUCCUCAAGGCUGUCAGUGACCCCACUGGACUUGCUGUGCGGAACCAGGCUGGUCUUGCUCUUGGAACCUUGUCGACCAUCCCGGGCACUCGUCUCGAUCUCAAUGCCCUGUUGACCAGCUCUCGAUCUGGUUUGAGCAGCGAGCCUUCCUCGAGUGACUAUCCAGACGGCUCGGCUCUUGCUCUUUCGCACAUUCUGCUGAAGAGCGAGCCUGGCAAUGCUCAGGUGCAUGCCGUCAAGGACGACAUCGUUGAUCUCAUCGACUCUGCCUUUGCAGGCAGUGAGGAGGAGCGUUUCAAGAUUGCCAUCGGAGAGGUUCUUUCGGGACUAGCGUUGCAUGAUGCAGCUGCAGCUCAGUCGCUGGUGGAGAAGAGGGUGCUGCCGACGGCUACUGACCCUCAGCUGGCGAGCUUGUGCUUGACCAGCUUGAUGGAGAACGCUGCCGAUAUUGCGUAUGGCUUUGGCCAUUCUUCGAAGAUGGCGCAGCUGGUGUCGGAGUUCAUCUUUGCUGGACCCACCAUCUCGAGGCCGGCGAGGGAGAGUCGGGAGCUGAUGAGGAGCAGAUCGCCGUGGGCUGCGGACGAUGACGUGAUUGCCAUCUUGUCCAAAUGAGUGGGCGGUGUAGGAGCAAGAGCAAUGUGACGCCUAGAGUGAGAAGGGCGUGGCGAGAAUUCUAUAGCAAUUGUACUUCUUCGGUGCCUGAGUCAUGGGCGCGCGCGGUGUUGGAUGGACCAUGACCC
Molecule: messenger RNA, 8146 nt
Organism: Microstroma glucosiphilum
Lineage: Eukaryota; Fungi; Basidiomycota; Exobasidiomycetes; Microstromatales; Microstromataceae
Product: ARM repeat-containing protein
Exons: 3
Coding region: 96-8018 (2640 amino acids)
Biological process (GO): regulation of translation; cellular response to amino acid starvation
Cellular component (GO): cytosol
Molecular function (GO): protein kinase regulator activity
Source: RefSeq, a predicted model, not a curated record